Cornus florida is the source of this 3364-nucleotide messenger RNA. Its product is annotated as F-box/LRR-repeat protein At2g43260-like. The record is from RefSeq and is a predicted model, not a curated record. The coding region runs from base 1981 to 3153 and encodes 390 amino acids. Gene Ontology annotation, molecular function: protein binding. The transcript has 8 exons. Lineage: Eukaryota; Viridiplantae; Streptophyta; Magnoliopsida; Cornales; Cornaceae.
CUAACUUAGGACGGUCGCGGUCCGUUGACUAGUCAAAGCCUGACCCACCCAGGCCCAUCUGUGCCUGGAAUUCCAAAUCCAUGGCCCGUUCUACAAAAGGAUGUACAUGUUUAGACAGUAAAGAAUUGUGGAGUGUAGGUUGGAGAGAAGCGAAUGUAUCAGAAGCUCCCCACCAAACCAGCCGAGGAAAGAAUGGACCUAAGAAAGGACAAGUGAUAAUGGUUGUGGUUGAGCAGGAAGGACAAUAGUGAUGUUGGGUAGCACUGCGAUGUCACCAUAGGUAGUGGUGGUAGAGCUAGUGGCAGUAGGAUAGUGACUGGUGGUCACAUUCGUUUGGUGGCACUAACUGUGGAUGGUAUCUGGAGCAGAAUAUUUUACAUGGGUUUAACUGUGUGAAAAUUUUACUUGAAUCUUCAAAAUGAGUUCGUUAAGUUGUUCUCAUAAUCCCUAAAACCAACAAAUUCAAACAAUUUCAAAGCACCAAUAUAAAUUGUAGAAUUUAUUUUUAAUCAAUGGUGAUGAAGCAUUUUUGAAAUUGCAAUAACACUGCAGCCUAUGUUAUACGCUUUGCGUUGGUAAUUUGUUUUUAAUAUACUCAUAUUAUCUUUGAUCUUUUUGUUAAUGUGAUGCUAACGUCCAGGUAUAGAACCUGGAACUGAAUGUGUUGUUUUCUUUGAUGAACUUUCAGCAAUUAAGAGACUAUUUGGUGAAGCUUACGUAUGUAAAAGUAAAUUCUGAAUGACAAUAGAUAAGCAUGACUUGCAAAUUCUGUGGAGACAAGAACUUAAGAUUUUCUGAUUUUCGAGAGUUCAUUAUGAAUCUCUUCACUCAGCAGAUUUGAAAAGACAUCAGGAUUUUGAACCCUUGGAAAGGCAUCUGUGACUAAGUUCCACAAUGAGAACAGAGCUUUCUUUCGGCCUAUUUCCACGAUUUUGUUCUUGGGAACAGAAAGGCCCACAGUCUCUGGUCGAGUCCUUGCCGAUCAAAUCUCUUGCCGGUGGAAUCUGUCGCCGAUCGAGCUCUCGCUGGUGGAAUAUCUCUCUGACGAAGGCUUUCAUCGCUCCAAUUGCUUACCAAACCAAGCUUGUGCCGACCAAAUCUCGCAUGAACAAGUCACCAGUGGCAUCAAACCAAUGGUGAAUCGGCACCUCUGUUCCUCACUCAAAGCUCUCAAUGACCAGAUCUGUCGUGGAUCAUCUCUCUCAUGGUUUAUAUCAGGUGCCAAAUGAUUUCCUCUCUUCCAUGUCUCAUACAUAUUGGAACAUGACAAUGAAGAAAGCAUACAAUGGAUCAAUUUUCAGUCAGACUUUAAUAUGUUAAGAUAUAAAAGAAACUUUUGAAUCCAACAUUGGUAGUUGAUUAAGCAGAGCUCAUUGAGGAUUUGUAGAAGUGCACCAAUUUCAGAAGAGAUAAGGUGAAUGGUGAAUGGUGCUCUACUAGCUUUCGCAGUAAAGGUGAAAGGUGAAGAUAAAAGUGGUUGAGACUUUAAAAAGCAUUUUCACCACUUAAUUACUUUAGCUAAUGGCUACGGAUGUUUCUAGUAAAAUCAUUCUGAGAGUUCAAGGGAUAUAUGUCUUGAGUAUCAACGUUUUCAAAUUUAAGUAUAAAAUAAAGCUAACUAGUCAUUAUCAGCUUUUGAGCCCUUAUGGUCUAAAACACAUUCUUUAAAGAAUAGAUAAAUUUGAUUUUAAGAUUGUAAAGAGUCCAAGCAUCUUCUUGUAUCUUUAGUUUCUCUCCAAAUUGUCAUUGCCUACUGUUGAUGACAUGACGCGGUGUUGUGCGUUGGAUCACCAACGAAAAACAGAGAACAGUGGAGAUGAUCUGUUCCCUCAAAGCUUUCUUCUUCUAGUUUGAGCUUGGUCAAGGUGAAGCUAACAUUGGUCAGACUCUAUUCGUCUUCAUUUUCUUAUCAUUUGUCUUUGUUUGUUUCUGAGGGCUCUUCUGCAAUUUAAUCGGUUGCUUUACGGUCCUGCUUCUCCAAUGGUGCACUCAAAGCUAAGAAGUUCGACCAGUUUCAAUGGUCAAGUGGGAAAGGGAGUGGUUGAUUUGCCGCUGGAGACAAUCUCUGAUAUAUUGACUAGACUUCCAAUAGAAUCGAUCUUGAUAUGCAGAGUUGUCUGUAAGAGCUGGUAUGACUUGACUCGAGAUCCUGAUUUUGUCCGCUUGCAACUUAGUAGAUCAAAUUAUCAGCGAACCCGAUUCAUUAUUCAACCAACGAUUCAAGGAUUUGCUAAUGAUUUCCGUCUACUUUUACUGGAUGCUGAGGAGCACAACAUUAAACAGAUUCCCAUUGAGAGAGAGGUGUUGAAAGGUGCUGAAAUUAUGUGUUCCUGUAAUGGCUUGCUCUUCAUAAUUCCAUAUUUCAAGCUAAAUCCUAUGGUUAUCUAUAAUCCUAUGACACGACAGCGCCUGAUUUUGCCAUCAUUGGAUUGUGAAGUUAACGUAAGACCUGGUGAGGUUAGACCGACUGGUUUUGGCUUUGACCUCUCAACUGGCAGGUACAAAGUUGUCCGAGAAUAUCUAAAGGGUGGAAUUGGAUCCAACAGGUUUUGGAUUCUUUCAGUUGGAGAAAGUUCGUGGAGAAAACUAAGUCCUCCUCCUCUGUGUCUAAUUCAUUGGACCUGGUAUGGAAGUGAGUCAGUGUUCUGGAAAGGGGUCCUGUACUGGAAAAUGGUAAAGUUAAAUUUCCAAGGUUAUGAUGAGGUCGGCAUCCUUGCAUUUGAUUUAAGUGAGGAAAAGUUUCAGAUCAUCUCUUUUCCACAGAGUUAUACGAAUGAGACUUCUCUUGACUUGCUGGAUUUGGAUGGACGUCUAACUUUAGUAGCACAUGAGCCUGAUGCUAUUAUGAAACUAUGGAGAUUAGCAGGAAAGAAGAUUGGAGAUUUUUCAUUCUGCCUUGAACAGACAUAUGAUACCUAUGUGAGGUGGAAUAAGAACUUGUUCUGUCAAGUGAUUAGUAGGGUGAACCACAACGGUUACUUACUAUUCGUGGUGCUUAAGAAGGAUGGAUCCAUAAUGACGCAUGUUACUAAAUUUUUUCCUCAGAUGGCACAAUACAUGCAUUUGGACUUGCCGCUCAUUGCUGAUUGCUUCGGGAUUCACGGUUUCAGACCCAGCCUUGAAUGUCCAGUCUCAGCUUCACAUCUUUCCUAGAACCAGGGCUUUAUUAGUGACCAGGCAACUUCUUUAUUAGAAAUUGAAUAUAUAUAUAUAUAUAUAUAAUAAAAUGUAUUUGCACAUAUGCCUCCAGUGGGGCUUGAAUCCUCACCUCCCUUGUAGGGGAGGCGAAAGCCAUAUUACUGGUGGUUAUAAAUUUGAACAUGUUGUUUGAACUAUUUUAUUGUGUUUGAAUUUUACUUCUUAA